Messenger RNA from Condylura cristata (star-nosed mole), 1000 nucleotides. RefSeq names its product aspartate dehydrogenase domain containing (gene ASPDH). NCBI's taxonomy places the organism in Eukaryota, Metazoa, Chordata, Mammalia, Eulipotyphla, Talpidae. The transcript is spliced from 7 exons. Bases 168 to 881 code for a protein of 237 amino acids. The record is from RefSeq and is a predicted model, not a curated record. Gene Ontology annotation, molecular function: NADP binding; L-aspartate dehydrogenase [NAD(P)+] activity. Gene Ontology annotation, biological process: NAD+ biosynthetic process.
UUUCCACAUUGGCAGGACUGGGGCGUGGAUGCAGAGGGCCCUGAACGAAGGGGGUGGCCUUGCAGGGCCCCAAGCCCCAAGGCCAGUCCCUUGUUUCCCACCUGCUAACUCAGGGGUCAGACCUGGGCCUAGAGCUUGUUUUUGUCUGGAAUCGUGACCCCGGACGAAUGGCAGGGAGUGUGCCCCCUUCCCUGCAGCUCCAGAACCUCGCGGCCCUGGGGGACAGGAACCCUGAUCUUGUGGUAGAAGUAGCUCACCCUAAAAUAAUCCACGAAUUUGGGGCUCAGAUCCUACGCCAUGCCAAUCUCCUGGUGGGGUCCCCGUCUGCACUGGCUGACCAGGCCACAGAGCGGCAGCUUCUGGAGGCCUCACACCGCUGGAACCACGGGGUGUUCGUGGCCCGCGGCGCGCUAUGGGGCACUGAGGACAUCACCAGGUUGGACGCGGCCGGAGGACUUCAGAGCCUCCGUGUCACCAUGGCCACGCACCCCGAUGGCUUCCGGCUGGAGGGUCCCCUGGCCGAAGCGCACUGCGCCGGCCCUCGCACUGUGCUCUAUGAAGGCCCGGUCCGGGGGCUCUGCCCCUUUGCGCCCCGCAACUCCAACACCAUGGCGGCCGCCGCCCUGGCUGCCCCCAGCCUGGGCUUCGACCGCGUGAUCGGCGUGCUGGUGGCCGACCUCAGCCUCACGGACAUGCACGUGGUGGACGUGGAGCUGAGCGGCCCGCCGGGACCCACAGGCCAAAGCUUCGCGGUGCACACCCACCGGGAGAACCCGGCCCAGCCCGGCGCCGUCACGGGCUCUGCCACCGUCACCGCCUUUUGGCGCAGCCUCCUGGGCUGCAGCCAGCUCCUGUCCAGGUCGGGGAUCCAUCUCUGCUGAGAAGCCCCCCAAUUCCUCGAGCCCUCGGCUCAGGGACCACACCCCCGCCCUGCCCCCACCACCCCGCGGCUACUCUGGCCUGGGUUUCCCCAAUGUCCCUUCUAUCUCAGUAAAGCGCA